Molecule: messenger RNA, 924 nt
Organism: Echinostoma caproni
Lineage: Eukaryota; Metazoa; Platyhelminthes; Trematoda; Plagiorchiida; Echinostomatidae
Source: the annotation of a GenBank genome assembly
AUGCAUUCACGGCGGAAAAAGAAACGGCGUCUGGCUGCAGCGGUUGCUGCCGCACAACAAGCCGGUGCGCGUGGUUUUGGUAAAUCCGGUACAGGUGGCACAGCAGCGGCAGGCACUGGCAUCGGUACGGGUCUGGGGUCCGCCCUGGGUAGCGGGGAGUUCGGUUCGGGAGAUGUUUCCGACGAAACCCGGCAGGCCUUGGUCGGGAAUGCCGGUCUCGGCGAUCUAGGCAGCGCGAAAAAGUGUCGGGCCCGAUUCGGAUUAGAACAUCAACAUCGGUGGUGUAAACCAUGUCGGCGAAAAAAGAAGUGCAUCCGAUUUUUGACCGACGCGGAAUAUGACGAAUCGGAAUUUCCAUCCUCACCUCCGUCCAUCGGCAUCUCGGCCACCACAACAGGUACUGGAGGAACAACCGCGCCUGUACCACGGGAUUCCAGCACACACCCAACCUCACUUUACGCAUCCAGUGUGUUGCCCACCUCUGUCUCUUCCUCGGUCGCUGAUCUGGCGCGUUGUUCAUCUUCCUCGUCUGAACCUAGUGUCAGCCAGUCGGGUGCGGGAGCCGGUGGUGUCGAUUUAUGGUCUUGUUACGUGCCCAAUUUGCCUGGGUCUGGACCGAAAACAAGUCCGCCAGAUACCCCGUCUGGACGCAAUUCUUAUGCUGCUCCGAGUCGAACGCCCAAUCCCGCUCCACCCGGUUUGCCCGUUGUCCGUCGUCAAUCGGCCGAUCAUACAUCUACUACAGGUCCUAAUGCCAUCACGGAUCGUUUCAAACGGGAAUCAAGCGAAGAGUUGAGCACGUCUGGAAGUACCAGUUUGUUACGUGGAUCAUCUUGUCCGGUCGGCGGAACUAGUGAAGCUCAUGCUGCUACAUCAUCGCACUUAGCCUCAAUUGUCUCGUUCUCCGCAACUGGAUGUGGUUGA